CCAGGGGGGUGCCAGGGCACUGCCCGUCCCAGCACGGUGACAGAGGAGGGCUGGCUGGGAGCACCUGCUCGCCACUUCCCGUGUGUCCCCGUGUCACCUCUGUCUCCGUGGGACCCCCAGCCCCACCAUGGGGUGUUGGUGACAGAGGAGGGCAGCAGCAGGAGCUGCUCGUGGGCACGGGGCAUUGGAUGGGCACAGCGGAUCCCCCAAGGACCUGGCUGGGCACGGCUCUGUCCUGCCCCCGGCUCUGAGGAUGCACAGGCUGCUCCUGCUCGGCUGCCUCUGGCUCCUGGCAGCACCCCCAGGCUCCAGCAUCUUCCAGAGGCCAACGGGGACCCCAGCCCCCCUGCACCUGCAGUACCUGCUGGAGCCCCUGCACCCCACGGUGCACACGCAGCGCGGCGCCACGGCCACCCUGCCCUGCGUGCUGCGCGCCCUGCCUCGCAACUACCGCGUCAAGUGGAGCAAGGUGGAGCCGGCCAACUACGGGGAGAACAUCAUCAUCAUCACCAACGGGCUGUUCCACAAGAACUACGGGCCCCUGAGCCCGCGGGUGCGCCUGCGGCACAGCCACCGCUACGACGCCUCGCUCACCAUCAGCGACGUGGCGCUGGAGGACGAGGGGCGCUACCGCUGCCAGCUGGUCAACGGGCUGGAGGAUGAGAGCAUCUCGCUCACGCUGCACCUCGAGGGUGUUGUCUUCCCUUACCAGCCCAGCAACGGGCGCUACAAAUUCAACUACCACGAAGCCAAGCGAGCCUGCGAGCAGCAGGACUCCCGCCUCGCCACCUACCAGCAGCUCUACAAAGCCUGGACAGAGGGGCUGGACUGGUGCAACGCUGGCUGGAUCCUGGAUGGGACCGUGCACUACCCCAUCAUUAACUCACGGGAGCCGUGCGGCGGCCGCCUCCUCCUGCCCGGGGUGCGCUCCUACGGCGCCAGGGACAAGCAGAAGGACAGAUUCGAUGCUUUCUGCUUCACCUCUGCCCUUCAAGGCCAAGUCUACUUCAUCCGGGGCCACCUGAACUUCAAGGAGGCGGCGCAGGCGUGCCGAAACCAGGGUGCUGCCCUGGCCAAGGUGGGCCAGCUCUACUCAGCCUGGAAGUUUUCCCAGCUGGAUCGCUGUGAUGGGGGCUGGCUGGCGGACGGCAGCGUGCGCUACCCCAUCACCACGCCCCGGCAGCGAUGCGGAGGGCUGCCCGAGCCCGGCGUGCGCAGCUUCGGCUUCCCCAGCAAGGAGAUGAGGACCUACGGCUCCUACUGCUUCGUGGGCAAGUGAGGACACGUGGCCGAGAAGAUGGGACACCGCUGGUGUGUGGUGUUUGUUGGAGGACACACAGGACAGCGCUGGUGUGGCGGUGUUUGAGGACGCAUGGGACAGUGCUGGUGUGGUGGGGUUUGUCUGAGGACACAGGGGACAGCCCAUGUGUGGUGGUGUUUGAGGGUCCCCAGGAUAAGGGAAGACAUGAGAACACCAUGUUUGAGAAGGCUGAUUUAUUAUUUUAUUGUAUGUAUUAUAUUAAAGGAAAAUUAAAUACUAAAACUGUACUAAAAAAAGAGAAAGGAGGACCUAUGGCUUCUACUGCUUUGUGGGCAAGUGAAGACAUUGGGCUGAGCAGCUGGGACAGCGGGGGUGUGGUGAUGUUCGUUUGGGGACACAGGGGACAGUGCUGGUGUGGUGGUGUUUGAGGGUCCCCAGAACAAGGGAAGACAUGAGAACACCAUGUUUCACAAGGCUGAUUUAUUAUUUUGUGAUGUAUAUUAUAUUAAAAUGAUACACUAAAACUAUACUAAAGAA
Melospiza georgiana is the source of this 1798-nucleotide messenger RNA. RefSeq names its product hyaluronan and proteoglycan link protein 2 (gene HAPLN2). The coding region runs from base 254 to 1279 and encodes 341 amino acids. The transcript is spliced from 6 exons. Gene Ontology annotation, molecular function: hyaluronic acid binding. Lineage: Eukaryota; Metazoa; Chordata; Aves; Passeriformes; Passerellidae. Gene Ontology annotation, biological process: cell adhesion. The record is from RefSeq and is a predicted model, not a curated record.